GGCAAGGCGCUGUCCUUUCAGCACCACAAGCUCGGGGCUGCAGGAGGGAGGAUUCCUGCUUAUCCUCCUCUUCAAAUUGGCUUGAAUCUGCUCUGACCCCUAAGAGUGCAACACAGUCUGGAAAGAAAGGCAUAAGGAUGGUGAAGCUGAACAGUAACCCCAAUGAGAAGGGAACUAAGCCGCCUUCGGUUGAGGAUGGCUUCCAGACCGUUCCUCUCAUCACCCCCUUGGAGGUUAAUCACUUACAGCUGCCUGCUCCAGAGAAGGUGAUUGUGAAGACAAGAACAGAGUAUCAACCAGAACAGAAGAACAAAGGGAAGUUCCGAGUGCCAAAGAUUGCAGAAUUUACGGUCACCAUCCUUGUUAGUCUGGCCCUCGCUUUCCUUGCCUGCAUUGUAUUCCUGGUGGUUUACAAAGCCUUCACCUAUGACCACAGCUGCCCUGAGGGAUUUGUCUAUAAGCACAAGCGCUGCAUCCCAGCCUCCCUGGAUGCUUACUACUCAUCCCAGGACCCCAACUCCAGAAGCCGCUUCUACACAGUCAUCAGCCACUACAGUGUGGCCAAGCAGAGCACUGCCCGGGCCAUCGGGCCAUGGCUGUCGGCAGCUGCUGUCAUCCAUGAGCCCAAGCCGCCCAAGACCCAGGGCCAUUAGAGGCCUACCCCUGCCCAAAUGGGGGUGGUGGUGAUAGGGAAGGGGUCUCCCCCAUUGGCUAAGCCAAGCUUGAGUUACAAGACACUGUACUCCUGGGAUAUGGGGGUGGGGGUGGGGCAGGGGAGGGUGGGGGUGGCACUCUCCGAAAAUAUUGUGCACUGGAGUUGUCUGAAUCGAUAUUUCUUUUUGU
Molecule: messenger RNA, 843 nt
Organism: Octodon degus (degu)
Lineage: Eukaryota; Metazoa; Chordata; Mammalia; Rodentia; Octodontidae
Gene: Nsg2
Product: neuronal vesicle trafficking associated 2
Exons: 5
Coding region: 138-653 (171 amino acids)
Biological process (GO): G protein-coupled dopamine receptor signaling pathway; endosomal transport; clathrin coat assembly
Cellular component (GO): membrane; endosome
Molecular function (GO): clathrin light chain binding
Source: RefSeq, a predicted model, not a curated record